Molecule: messenger RNA, 2088 nt
Organism: Aureococcus anophagefferens
Lineage: Eukaryota; Pelagophyceae; Pelagomonadales; Pelagomonadaceae
Exons: 1
Coding region: 1-2088 (695 amino acids)
Biological process (GO): fatty acid metabolic process
Molecular function (GO): NAD+ binding; oxidoreductase activity, acting on the CH-OH group of donors, NAD or NADP as acceptor
Source: RefSeq, a predicted model, not a curated record
AUGUCGGCCGUGCGCUACGCGCUGCGCAACGGCGUCGCCGUGCUGCACGUCACGUCGCCGCCGGUCAACGCGCUCGGCGCCGCCGUGCGCGCGGGCCUCGUGUCGUCCAUGGAGCGCGCGCUCGCCGACUCGGCGACGGGGCUCGUCGUCGUCGGCGACGGCCUGACGUUCCCCGCGGGCGCGGACAUCACGGAGUUCGGCAAGCCGCCAAUGGAGCCGAGCUUCGGCGAGGUCAUGCGCGCCUUCGAGGACGCGGAUAUCCCGACGGCCGCGGCGAUCCACGGCACGGCGCUCGGCGGCGGCUUCGAGCUCGCCAUGUCGUGCCACUACCGCGUCAUGGCGAGCUGCGCGCGGGUCGGUUUGCCGGAGGUGCACCUCGGCAUCCUGCCCGGCGCGGGCGGCACGCAGCGCCUGCCGCGGCUCGUCGGCGCGGACGCGGCGGCGGAGAUCAUGGUCACCGGCCGCCAGGUGUCGGCCAAGGAGGCGCUCGCGCUCGGCGCCGUCGACGCCGUCGUCGCCAAGGCGGAUUUGGAAGCCGAGGCCGUCAAGGUCGUCGAGGCGUCGCCGGUCCGCCGCACGAAGGCCGUGCUCGUCGACGGCUUCAAAGACGCGGACUCCAUCGCGAAACUGAAGGCGCGGGCGACGCUCAACGCGCCGAAAUCCAUCAUCCAAUGCGUCGAAGCCGCCGUGUGCAACGAUAUGCAGGACGGCCUCGCCUUCGAGGAGGCGCGCUUCCGCGAGCUCCAGGGGUCGACGCAGGCCAACGCGCUGCAGCAUCUCUUCUUCGCGGAACGCGCGUGUUCCAAGGUGCCCGGCGUGUCGCCCGAGGACGCCGUCGACGUCCAGGCCGCGGGCGUCGUCGGCGGCGGCACCAUGGGCCGCGGCAUCGCCAUGUGCUUCGUCGACAACGGCCUGCCGGUGACGAUCCUCGAGACGUCGGCCGACGCGGCCGCCGCGGCGAUAUCGGGCGUCGAGGAGACGUACCGCCGAUCGUCGGCCUUCAAGCGGGGGCGGCUCACGGAGGAGGCCCUCACGGCGAAGCUCAACCUCCUGUCGUCGGCGUCCGACGUCGACGCCUUAAAGGACUGCGACCUCGUCGUCGAGGCCGUCUUCGAGGACAUGGCCGUGAAACGAUCGAUCUUCGCGGAUUUGGACCGCGUCACGAAGCCGUCCUGCGUCCUCGCGAGCAACACGUCGACGCUGUCCAUCGACGGCAUCGCCGGCGCCGUCGCGGACCCGGCGCGCGUCGUCGGCAUGCACUUCUUCAGCCCGGCGAACGUCAUGCGGCUUUUGGAGAACGUCCGCGGCGCGCGCACGGGCCCCGCGGCCGUCGCGACGGCCAUGGCCAUGGGCAAGAGGCUCAGGAAGACGACGGUGCUCGCGGGCGACGACUUCGGGUUCAUCGGGAACCGCAUGCUCGAGCCCUACGGCCGCGAGUGCCUCGCGCUGCUCCGCCACGCGAACUGCGGGCCCGAGCUCGUCGACGCGGCGCUCCUCGAGUACGGCAUGGCCAUGGGCUUCUUCCAGAUGUCCGACCUGGCGGGCAACGACAUCGGCUACGCCGUGCGGACGUCGCUCGGGCUCACGGACGCGGCCUCGCGCGACCCGGCCGUCGAGUACUCGGCGGACGUCGCCGACGCGCUGGCCCGGGCGGGCCGCUUCGGCCAGAAGGUGGGCAGGGGCUGGUACGCCUACGAGACGCCGCGCGUGCCGUCGUCGGACCCGGCCGUCGCGGAGCUCAUCGCGGGCUUCAAGGACGCGAGCCUCGCGCCGGACGUGACCCACGGGGACGUCGUCGACCGCGCGCUCCUCGCGCUGGCCAACGAGGGCUUCCGGGUCCUCGAGGAGGGCCUCGCGCUGCGGCCGUCGGACAUCGACGUCGUCUGGACGUCGGGCUACGGCUUCCCCCGGCACCGCGGCGGGCCCAUGCAGUGGGCCGCGGACGACGUCGGCCUCGCCGAGGUCAAGGCGACGCUCGACGCGCUCCACGCGGCCCGGCCCGACGUGCCCUACCUCAAGCCCGCGAGGCUCCUCGCGGACAUGGCCGACGCGGGCGCGAAGCUGGGGGACUGGGAGAAGUUCCUCUGA